AUGUUUAAAUUAAGACUCCUCAACGCUGUCGCCCCAGCAUACUUUUUCUCAGCCACAGCGGUAACCUUCAUUUUUCACUUCUGCUUUUUCAUCCCAACGAUUUUUCAAAGCCCGGGCAUCUCACUGAGGGCGUCAACUGUGAUUCACACGGCCGUUUUCCUAUACCUGAUGCUGAACGCUUUAGGUAACUAUGUCAUGACUAUAAAGUACCCAGCUGAGAGCGCAAAUGAGACCGUGGUUUCUGCAUGUUCGGCAGAUUGCUCGGAUAAAAUAGACGCCCACUACCUCCUAAACGGUCGCCACUUCUGCAAACUCUGUAAGAAAGUCAUACUCAGGAGGGACCACCACUGUUUUUUCACUGGAAACUGCAUUGGCAACAAAAACAUGCGAUACUUCAUCAUGUUCUGCAUCUACACGUCAUGCACUUGUUUGUACUCCUUGGUUCUUGGUGUGGCCUUUCUAACUGUGGAAUACAACAUCUCCUUUGAGAACCCAUUGACUUUCCUAACCCUUCUGCCCCUCUCCACUGGUUACCUCUUCCUAGGUGAGUUUCACAUAUUGCACUUGAAAGUUUAUGGUAAGGAUAUUCAGUUAAUGAACUUACCAAGUGCUCUUCUUUCUCCUCCCUAUCUUCCCAUCAGGAGUUAUCUCAGGUCUGCAGUUUUUCCUAGUGCUGAUGCUGUAUGUGUGGCUGGGCAUCGGCCUGGUGUGUGCAGGGUUCUGCUGUCAGCAGGUGCUGCUGGUAGCGCGGGGGCAGACCUACUGCCAGAUGAAGCGAGGCCAGCUGGUGGAGAGCCGCAGCUCCUGGAAGGACAACCUGAGUGAUGUGUUUGGCUCCCGCUGGGCGGUGGGGCUCUUCCUGCCAGUACAGACAGUGGAGGCCUUUUCAGGAGACGUCGCUGCCCACCACCAUAAACAUGACUGA
Messenger RNA from Coregonus sp. 'balchen', 925 nucleotides. NCBI's taxonomy places the organism in Eukaryota, Metazoa, Chordata, Actinopteri, Salmoniformes, Salmonidae. The record is from the annotation of a GenBank genome assembly.